AUGGAAGAUGCUGCCAAGCAGUUUAUAAACAUUUGCAUGGAACACGAUGUCUAUGAUUUUGACACUGCUUAUGUGUACAGUGGUGGCAAGAGUGAGGAGAUUAUGGGAGAUAUGGACUGUUUGAAGGAUUCCAAGGUGUUUAUUGCCACUAAGGCAAAUCCUUGGGGAAAAGGUUUGAAGUAUGACAGUGUGUUGGAACAGCUAAAUGAAUCUCUGAAAAGACUGAAAAGAGACUCUGUGGAUCUUUUUUACCUCCAUGCACCAGAUCAUAACACACCCAUUGAAGAGACACUCCAAGCUGUCAAUCAACUUUACAAAGAUGGCAAAUUAAAAUCUUUUGGUCUCUCAAAUUAUUCUUCAUGGCAAGUGGCAGAAAUUUAUUACCUGUGCAAGAUAAACAACUAUCCAUUACCAACUGUGUACCAAGGAAUGUACAAUCCUGUUACAAGGGAUAUAGAAAAAGAACUCUUUCCAUGCUUGAGAAGAUUUGGAAUAGCAUUCUAUGCGUAUAACCCUUUGGCAGGUGGACUGUUGACGGGAAAACAUCGAUACGAGGACAGAGAUAGCGGUAACAUUCAGCAUGGUCGCUAUGCAGGCACGGGCGAGUGGGCUGAUGUCUACCUGAAGCGUUUUUGGAAGAGGCCGUUGUUUGAUUUACUUGACAAACUCAGAACAACACUGGAUCGUAUUUAUGGUGAAGGAAAAGUGACUUUGAUUGACGCAUCUCUCAGAUGGAUGUACCAUCACUCAAAGAUGGACGGUGCUUGUGGAGAUGCUGUUAUUAUUGGAGCCUCGUCUGUGAAACACUUGGAGGAAAAUCUUAAGAGUACAAAACACCCACCCUUACAUGAAGAUGUAGUGGGACUUUUUGAAGAGACCUGGGGCGUACUUCAAGGCGACUGUCCAUUGUAUUUCCGCUGAACCGAAUUUUUAGUCACCGAAGGCUCAUCUGACCUUUGUCUUCAUGUCGUGAUGUUUCCUUCACCGAGAAACAGAUGUACGCUGUACAUCGAAACCAAGAAUUAAGAUUUAUAUCAGAAAAGUGAGGAAAAAACAAUAAGGUACAUGCUAUGGACAUGAGAAAGAAGUGUGAGGACCUAUAGAGACGUUUCUCGACUAAGUUUUACAACCAUCUUCGGCUUGUUUGGACAGAAAACUAAGAAAAUUACAUCUUGGAACAGUGGUAAUGAAAGGUUUUUAAACGGUCGGAUGACUUGUUCUGGCUUCACUUGUCCGCUUUAGUUAUAAAAAAUGUUAUUACGAGGGUGUUCAAGAGUUUGAAGAGAUUUUUAUUGCAAUAGUUUCAAUUUAGGUACCCAUUUAACUGCAAGAUGUCCCCGAUAACUUUUAAGAAAUAAGUGGCCUACUUUCUAAAAUGAUUCGAUUGAUUACAGCAAAGCAUCCUUUAGUACUUUAGUUUUUUGCUAUUACGCUGUGAUUGGCUGACAUUAAGUUCGUACUAUUUUCGCCAAUUACAUGCUUACAAUACUAAAGCCGAUCGGAAACUUUGUCACACACAUUUCCCACGCAUGCGUACUUUCUGUGAUUACCUCGGUAGUUUUGAUAGUUGUCAUUGGUCAAUGUUAUAUUUCUUUCACGUGGAAAGUCACUUUGUUGUUGUAAUUUUCUUUCUUUUUGACAGGGGAGGGGUAGGGGAUUAACUUUUGUAUCAACGACAGGAUGUGGGUGGGUAUUUAUUUUAAAAAUUAAUCCCCCUCUUGGAAACCAAUUAUUAUCAUACUUUGACAGAAUAAAAAAUUUUCGCAACAGA
Messenger RNA from Pocillopora damicornis (cauliflower coral), 1771 nucleotides. RefSeq names its product aflatoxin B1 aldehyde reductase member 4. The record is from RefSeq and is a predicted model, not a curated record. Lineage: Eukaryota; Metazoa; Cnidaria; Anthozoa; Scleractinia; Pocilloporidae. Gene Ontology annotation, molecular function: oxidoreductase activity.